Messenger RNA from Durusdinium trenchii, 666 nucleotides. The record is from the annotation of a GenBank genome assembly. Lineage: Eukaryota; Dinophyceae; Suessiales; Symbiodiniaceae.
UUUUGGCGUUUAAGAUCAAGUAGGAAACACUCCUGCGGCCCCGCCCUGCCGCCCCGUGAGUUUCACUCACGCAAGAGAUGCGCGUUGGGCGGGCAUGGCGCGUGCUGCUGCUGCCGCUGGGCCUGGUCUUUGUAGGGCCGAUGAGACGAGCUGAGUUGGCAGAGCCACGGGUAGCACGACAGAGCCUUGCGGGAGGAGCAGGUCUGGAGAAGGCGAGGUUCAUGGGCCGAUGGGUGGACUGGAAGCCCGUAUUGUCUGUGGCCUCCCUGGCCGAAGAGACCGGAGGUGAAAUGCCCCUGGGAAUCCGCUUUACCCUCACCGACGAUGGCCACUUUGAGAUCUCAGAGAUCAUUAGUGGCGGCUCCGCCUCCAACGGAGCUCUGGAAGUGGAGGUGGGGAAUAUCAUCCACGCUGUGAGCUGCGAGGUGGACGGGCAGAAAGAUGUGGCGAUAGCCAGCCAAAUGACAACUGUUGACCAGAUGACGCAGGCGAUCCUGUCGAACUCAGACGAGAUCGUCAUGAUGCUCGUCGAGAAGCCUGAUCCAGGUGCUGCGGGCUCCAUCAGCUUCCUCACCAAUGUGGCCACCAAAUUCUGAGGUCCACUCGCAGCUUCUUCGCGAACACGCGGGUGGAAUGACACACAUGUUCCGAUAGCGCGGUCGAAAA